UCCGCCUGAGGAGCGGCUCCGCUCGGGGCCCUGCGAUGCGGGGAUUCGGAGUUUGAUGAAAAGCCCGGAGAACGCAAACGGCCCGGGGAAGGAGGGCGGGGAGCCAGGCCUGGCCAGAUCCUCGGGCCCCCGCAGGCCCAUCCCGCAGUUGAUUGUGACCCAGGACGAGUCGCUGCUGCUGGGCCCCAGCUCCGGCCCCGAGCGGGCGGCCGACGAUCAGCCGGACGAAGAGUGCCGGUCUUCGGACAGCGGCUGUGGCGGCUCCCCGGCUCCCUCGCUGCUGCUCCGUAAACUGUCGGGCUCUUCGUUAUCGUCCGCCGGACACUCGUCUUCCUUUGAGGAAUCCGAGGAUGAUUUCAGCCCCUCCAGCGAUGCCGAGACUCAACAGCAACGCCUGGGCCUGGAGGACAGCCUCGGGAAUAAGUCGUGGAAAAAACUGAAGACUAUGGUACACUGGUCCCCAUUUGUUGUCUCCUUCAAGAAGCGCUAUCCCUGGGUGCAGUUAGCAGGACACGCAGGUAACUUUAAAGCUGGAGAUUACGGUAAGAUCCUGAAGAAGUACUGCGAAUGUGAGCAUCAGUGUUUGGAAUCCUUGAUGAAGGAUACUUUACUGCGUCCCUAUGUGCCAGGCUAUUAUGGAGUGGUGGACAAAGAUGGAGACAGCUAUAACCAGAUGGAUGAUCUGUUAUCGGAGUUUGAUUCCCCCUCAAUCAUGGACUGUAAGAUGGGGGUGCGGACAUACCUUGAGGAAGAGUUGACCAAAGCUCGUGAGAAGCCCAAACUGCGGAAAGACAUGUACGAGAAGAUGAUUGCAGUGGAUCCAAAUGCCCCCACGCAGGAGGAGCAUGAGCAGAAAGCUGUUCUGAAGCCACGUUACAUGCAGUGGCGGGAGACACUCAGCUCGACUGCAACACUUGGGUUCAGGAUAGAAGGAAUCAGGAAGGCUGAUGGCUCCUGCAGCACAAGCUUCAAGAAAACCAGACUCAAAGAGGAGGUCAUGGAAGCGCUGGAAGAUUUUGUAGACAGCAAUCGAAACAUCUUGAGAAACUAUUUGACGCGGUUGAAAGAAUUGAGGACAGCGCUGGAGGGCUCCGAGUUCUUCAACACACACGAGGUGGUCGGAAGUUCUCUCCUCUUCGUCCAUGACAAGUCAGAGCUGGCAAAGGUUUGGAUGAUUGACUUUGGGAAGACGGUGCUGUUACCUGACCAUGGGACACUGAACCACAGGGUGCCCUGGGUCGAGGGCAAUCGGGAGGAUGGCUACUUGUGGGGGAUGGACAACCUCAUCAACAUUAUCAGCCAAAUGGUAGAGGGGUGACUCAUUCUGGCAGCCUGCGGGCCUUCCAUUCUCAGCUGGCCAAGUCUGCCGCUUUCAGGAUGACAUACAGCCCCCUAUGUGGGGAGUGAAGUGGGUUGGACUCUUCUCUGGAAACUUCUUUCCUUCCUUCACCACCUCCAACAAGUUCUGAAGCAUGUCAUGGUAACAGAGGAGGGAUGCAACACUCAGUUGGGAUGUUAGUCUGGGGUGGGGGUGGGGGGAGAUUUGGUGGUGUGGGAUAUAAAAUGGCUGAACAAAGCUAAGCCGAGGCCACAUAUGAUUUCCGGGAUUCAUGUGCUGUGUCUACGAUGUGACGUUGACCUUUCUGAAUACUCUGCCUGACGUCUGACCUCACUGGUGAAAGUAGAAAGAGGGAGUUUGAACUUUGAACCGUGGACAUUGCUCCCUGUGGGUCAGUGCAGAGCAGACACUGCAAAUGGUUCAGUCAGUGAACACUUUUUUAAGAUGGAACUUGAGCAGAGACACUGGAGAGGGUAGAGGUAUAUUUACUGGAUCUGUUCGAAAAUGUUUAUAAAGCUGAGGAACUGAACUGUCAAACCCACUAGCCUUCCACUGGCACUGAGACCUGUGACUUUUGUACAGACUAGAAAUACGUUUCCAUUGUUCCUUGAUUUAUCAUUUUUAGGACUUGUGCUGUCACCCAAGAGAAAUUCCUGUUGGGACACCCUGCACCCCCACCCUACUGCACUGUGCAUUGACGAUAAACUUGGGAGAGCCCCCGCCCCGUGCAGUGUGGUGGUGAACGGGUGGUCAGGGAAGAUGAUGUUGGGCAAGGGAAAGAGAAGUCAGGUGGAUUCAGGUGAUGGUGAAAAUGCUCAUUGAUCAUGUAAACACAGAAACCUUGUGAAAGAAAAAUUGUGAAAAAAAAUCUCUAAGUCUGAUCUUGAUUUGAAGUGGGGGAAGAGCUUGUUUAGCUGAGUAGGAAGUAAAUAGUUUGAAUUACAGAAUUCUUCAGGCUAUUUACCCAUUCAUAACACCCUAGUCUUUCAGUUUCCCUCUGUUCCUGGGGCUAGUUUUGCUACAAUAUUUUUCAUUCCUCAUUGGUUUUAUUUUGGAGUUUGAUUUGGGCUGAUACUCUGCUGAAAGUUGGACAGUAAUUCAAUCCAUUUGUCCUGGGAGUAAACUGGAAAAGUUUUUUUUUAUAAACUCGCAAAGAUCAUUUGUACCUUUAUCCAUUUAAGGCUGUAUUCUGCACCUGUGUCCAGUACUCUUGAAGUGGGACCAGUUCUCUCCAUGUGGAUUAGUAUGCAAGAAAUGCCUGCCUAACUGUAGAUACAGUAGAGGGGCUAGGCCAUGCUGAGCAGCAGACAAACAUGGAGUUCUAAUGCAACCCAAGUCUGAACCAGCAGAUUUAGAGUUACACUGCACAAAAUGUCAAGCCUAUAUCUCUCUUGGUAUAGUCCCAGUGGCGGCACUGAUUUAUUAGAACAAAAUCAAGUUGAGUUGUUGUAAAUAUUUCUGACCCUUCACUUUCUUCUUUACAGGAGUCUUUGCCUUAUGUAUAAGAAUUUGUUGUACUAUACAGGACUGUGUACACUGAAUCUUAACUGCAGUGUGUCUUAACUAAUUUUUUUCUCUGUUGUUUACUUUUUUUUACAUUUCUGAGCGAGGGUUUUAUCUCUGCUAUUAGGCUAAAUCUUGUGAUGAGGCUGCAGAAUGGGACCUUAAUCAGCAGAGAAGCGGUGUUGGGGUGAACCACUUUUAUUUCAAAAUCCAAAGUUUUUUUUAAAAAUUGUUUUAAUGGGAUGUGAGCAGGUCUGGCAAGGCCAGUGUUCUUCAUCCAUAAUUGCCCUUGAGAAGAUGGUGAUGAAUUCUUGUAUGACCAUCUUAUCCGUUUAUUGUUUCAUAAAAACUCCUGUCAAGUACGUCCUCUGGGCAAGUGUGUAAUGGGGCAGUGUUGGGGAGUGGUUUGCACAAAAGCAGGUCUGCUUUCAUCUAUUGGUUAUAUUUGUGAUUCUGACAGUGGUCAGAGUAGAGCUCUCCCUGUUUUCUCUCUUACCACAGGCAGCAGGAAGGAACUUUGUUUAACAUUGAUCAUUAAUAAAACAAAAGACUUUUGUAGUAAAUAUUUAGAAACCUUGUUUUCAGGGAGGCAGAAAAGCCUGGCAUUUAAACUGACCCUUAAAGGGUUAAUUUAGUCUGUUACACUUUGUGUUAGUUUUCCUUCAGGUUCCCACCGUCUUGUCCAGGGGAUAUUUAGAUUGAAAAGUUUGCUUGAUUCUGCCAGCACAUGAGUUGCGGUUUUGCAGUUGCCAGACCUCUUAGUGCUGUUCAGAGAGAGAGGGAGAGAGCCUUUGUGCAGCAUCUAGCUGACAGUGUGCUGCAUUUAAGUGGACCAGAACUGGUAAAGGAUGUUCACCUUGGUUAUAGGCACUGUCAAAACAGCACGGCCCAAUGGUCUGACCUGAGCACUCAGCCUUUGCUGUUUAUUAAAUGCUGCAGGGAGAGCUCGUUCUGCCUUCAGUGAAAUUUCCACCAGUUGACCAGUAGAUUUUGACAGUGCCAGACUUUGAGUGUCAUCCCACUGAUUGGGAAACCAAUUAACUGAACUGAUCUUAAUACCCAGGCCAGCCAUCUGUGCCUGACUGUCCUGCUCUCCCAAAUUUAACCAUAACUCCCCGCAAAUAGAGAGCCCUACCUUUUGUACGUUAGGUUGAAGUCUUAUCUACCAGCUCCCAAUACAUUCAAGCACACGUUGUUUACAAAGCUAUCCACGAAAAGUGUUAAGCCCCCUAUCCUUAUAUUGUUGUGUAUAUGAACAAUUGCUGGAAAAUACUGGAAUCUGCAUGUUUUUUUUAAUUUAUAUUGCAUUAAAAUUGUACUGCUGGGUGAAUUUGCAUAUAAUGUUAACUAACCGAUUCUUUGUCAUAAUAAAGUUGCCUCUCAUUGAGGAUUUUUACAUAUUUA
Rhincodon typus (whale shark) is the source of this 4246-nucleotide messenger RNA. RefSeq names its product inositol-trisphosphate 3-kinase C-like. Gene Ontology annotation, molecular function: inositol tetrakisphosphate kinase activity; inositol-1,4,5-trisphosphate 3-kinase activity. The transcript has 7 exons. The record is from RefSeq and is a predicted model, not a curated record. Bases 56 to 1318 code for a protein of 420 amino acids. NCBI's taxonomy places the organism in Eukaryota, Metazoa, Chordata, Chondrichthyes, Orectolobiformes, Rhincodontidae. Gene Ontology annotation, biological process: inositol phosphate biosynthetic process. Gene Ontology annotation, cellular component: cytoplasm; nucleus.